AUGGCUUCCAGCGCUUUGACGAAACCUCAGAUGCGUGGCCUCCUGGCCAGAUGUCUGCGGUUUCCUGUUGUUGGAGCAUUCAUUGUAUCCCUGGGGGUUGCAGCUUUGUAUAAGUUUGGUGUGGCUGAACUAAGAAAGAAGAUAUGUACAGAUUUCUACAGAAAUUAUGAUUCUAUGAAAGAUUUUGAGGAGAUGGGGAAGGCUGGCAUCUUUCAGAGUGCAAAGUGA
Microcebus murinus (gray mouse lemur) is the source of this 228-nucleotide messenger RNA. Lineage: Eukaryota; Metazoa; Chordata; Mammalia; Primates; Cheirogaleidae. The record is from RefSeq and is a predicted model, not a curated record.